AUGAAGAACUCAGAAGGCUGGGACGGCAAAUUACGAAUGGAACCCAAGGCUGUUAUUACGAACCCGGAGGCGUUGGAGGAUUCGGAUUAUUCCGACCCUGAAGCCCCGCCGGUAGAGGAGAUUGAUGCGGAUGAAGAUCUAUUGGAGGGUGAAGAUUUGAAUGUUGAGGAUAUCGACCUCGUCCAUUGUCGCGUAUCAUCGAUUGCUGCGCUGCACUUAGAACGAUUUAAUAAGCUCCAAAGACUAUGUCUGCGCCAGAACCAAAUAUCUCGCAUCGAUUUCCCGUCCAAUGUCGCGGCUACCUUGACCGAACUGGAUCUCUAUGAUAAUUUGAUCUCCCACGUGAAAGGCCUAGAUGAGUUUCAUGGCUUAACAAGUUUAGACCUGAGCUUUAACAAGAUUAAACAUAUCAAGAAUGUUUCGCACCUUGUUAAGUUGACGGAGCUGUUUUUCGUGCAGAAUAAGAUCUCCACGAUUGAGGGGUUAGAGGGGUUGAAUGAUUUGAAGAACUUGGAGCUUGGAGCUAAUCGGAUUCGGGAAAUUGAAAACCUCGACCAUCUAUCCGCCCUCGAAGAACUCUGGUUAGGAAAGAACAAAAUCACCGAGAUGAAGAACCUAGACAGUUUAUCGAACCUUCGAAUCAUCUCUAUUCAAUCCAAUCGCCUUACACACUUACACGGCCUCUCCGCCCUCCCAAAUCUCGAAGAGCUCUAUCUAUCCCACAAUGCUGUGACAGAUCUCUCAGGUCUGGAAAAGAAUACCACAUUGCGCGUCUUGGACUUCUCCAAUAACCAGGUCUCUCAUCUGGAGCAUCUUUCUACAUUGAAGAAUCUGGAGGAAGUGUGGGGUUCUAAUAAUCAGCUUGCUAGCUUUGAGGAGGUCGAGCGUGAGCUGAAGGAUAAAGAGAAGCUUGAGACGGUUUACUUUGAGGGUAAUCCGUUACAGACUAAGGGGCCGGCGGUUUAUCGAAAUAAGGUCAAGUUGGCGUUACCGCAGAUCUCGAAGAUUGAUGCCACUUAUGUGCGUCUAUAA
Messenger RNA from Penicillium angulare, 1032 nucleotides. RefSeq names its product putative protein phosphatase PP1 regulatory subunit Sds22. The transcript is spliced from 6 exons. NCBI's taxonomy places the organism in Eukaryota, Fungi, Ascomycota, Eurotiomycetes, Eurotiales, Aspergillaceae. The record is from RefSeq and is a predicted model, not a curated record. Bases 1 to 1032 code for a protein of 343 amino acids. Gene Ontology annotation, molecular function: protein binding.